Molecule: messenger RNA, 1374 nt
Organism: Pararge aegeria (speckled wood butterfly)
Lineage: Eukaryota; Metazoa; Arthropoda; Insecta; Lepidoptera; Nymphalidae
Product: RNA-binding protein 41-like
Exons: 6
Coding region: 119-1246 (375 amino acids)
Biological process (GO): mRNA splicing, via spliceosome
Cellular component (GO): U12-type spliceosomal complex
Molecular function (GO): U12 snRNA binding; pre-mRNA intronic binding
Source: RefSeq, a predicted model, not a curated record
UUACAAAGCCAUUUGCAAAUAUAUUUGUGUACAAAUUUUUGUAACAACAAACCUCUUUCUAAUAAGAUUAUUUCUUUAAUAUGUCAGUUGUUUCAGUAGACUGGGAAAAACAUUAAAAAUGUGUUCGGAAAUGCCAAAGGAGUUUCAGAAGACCAGUGAAGUGUUACCUUUUACUAAGUAUGGCUUGUCCUCAGUUAAGGAAUUUAGGAAAGUUGAAACUGAAAUACAGCAUUUAGAAUACCUGAAAAAGAUUGGUCUAUCCAAUGAAGAAAUAAAAUUGUAUCAAGAGAACGAGGCAGGCUUCUUAGAUCAGCGUCAGAAGAUCGAAUCAAGUAUCUUGAAGGCAAAACUGAAGACUUUGUAUAAUAAAAUUAAAGAUUCACAAAAUGAAGCUGAGAGCCCCCAACAAUUGUCCUGUGAUGCUCCUAGCACAUCUUCUGCAGUAGCAAAGGAUACAAUCAGUAUGGUACACAAACAAGCAGCAAAAUUCUAUGCCGAAGGGCAUCCCAUGAAUGAGCUUAAAGAAAUCGAAGAAGAUCUCUUUGGCCAUCUAAAGAAUGAAAAUAUCAUACCAAUAACCAAAAGGCGUAAAUUACUGAGACAUUUAGAACGCAAGAAGGAGAAAGUUAUAUCCCAACAAAAAGAUCCCGGUAUUGACCCUAUAGCAGGGCCAUCUCAAGUAAAACCUGGAAGCUUAUGGGAUGUUAAGGAAAUCCCUGUGAAACAACCACCAUCAAAUUCAGAUAACCGUAUCAUAGGACCUAAAAAACGGACAAUGUAUACCAUAAAAGAGGAUAAAAUAGUACGCCUGGAACCAGUACAGCAUCGGGAAAAUGCAGACGAGGAGUUCAGGGCCGUAGAUAUUGUAGUACCAGUUAAUGCUGCUGAGGAACAGCUUUUAGAAGGCACAAAGAUGUGCUUGGAUGACAUCAAGAAGAUUGACAGGUUUAAAGAUUAUGAACCCGGAUUACCCUCAAAAGUGCUAUUCCUCAAAAAUAUAUCCACGAGAGUACCUCAGGAGCAGCUGUCACUGCUGUUCAACCAGUUCCACCUGGAGAAUGGAGGCCCGGUCGAGUUGCGACUGAUGUCGGGUCGGAUGAGAGGACAGGCCUUUGUAACAUUUCAAAGUGAAGACCUAGCCAUUCAAGCAUUGGUAGAGAUAAAUGGUACUAUAUUGGGAGGACAACCAAUCAUUGCCCAGUUCGGGAGGAACAGUAAUCGUAUACAGAUGGAAGAGAACAGAUAAACACAUAUUUUUUAUACUUGUCUAAUGUCUCAGUGUAUUAAGUAAAUACAUUUUAUUAUUUAUUAAGUAAACUAAUAUAUUAUACUUAUAAUCUACAUUUCUUGUAAAUAAAGCAUAAUUAACGAAAA